UAACCAAUGGACUGCCAGGAAAGUUCCCCUCAGUUUGCUGAACCAAGCACCGUUAGAGGGAAAUAGGAGGUUGAUGCAUAGUAAUAUGUCACACUGUGGAAAGGCAGGCUGUGAUGGUGAGAGUAUUGGAAAUUGCCCAUUUUCUCAGCGUCUCUUUAUGAUUCUCUGGCUAAAGGGCGUUAUAUUUAAUGUGACAACAGUGGACUUGAAAAGGAAACCCGUGGACCUGCAGAACUUGGCUCCCGGCACCAACCCACCUUUCAUGACUUUUGAUGGUGAAGUCAAGACAGACGUGAAUAAGAUCGAGGAGUUCUUAGAGGAGAAACUGGCUCCCCCAAGGUACCCUAAGCUGGGAACCCAACACCCUGAAUCUAACUCUGCCGGAAAUGAUGUGUUUGCCAAGUUCUCAGCAUUUAUAAAAAACACCAAGAAGGAUGCAAAUGAGAUUUAUGAAAGGAACCUGUUAAAGGCCCUGAAGAAGCUGGAUAGUUAUCUGAACAGCCCCCUGCCUGAUGAGAUAGAUGCCUACAGCCCCGAGGAAGCUGCUAUUUCUGGAAGGAAGUUCCUGGAUGGCAAUGAGCUCACGCUGGCUGACUGCAACCUCUUACCCAAGCUCCACAUUAUUAAGAUCGUGGCCAAGAGAUACAGAGAUUUUGAAUUUCCUUCUGAAAUGACUGGCAUCUGGAGGUACUUGAACAAUGCGUAUGCUCGGGAUGAAUUCACAAACACAUGUCCUGCCGACCAGGAGAUUGAACACGCAUAUUCAGAUGUUGCCAAAAGAAUGAAGUGAAGCUGGGCUGUUUUCUGUCUCAUUUCUCAGCUGUGUGAGCUAGACCAUGAAAAGAAUGUCUCCUUUGUGUUUGCCUCCCAGUAACCAUUCUUUGCAAAAUAAUGCCCAUACUUUAGCAAUGUGGGUACCAUAGCAUGAUCCACUCAACAGGAAAUGAUUCCUAGCCUUGAAAUUUGUCAGCUCACUUGUGUAUCUGAAUAAUACCAGUAUCUGUUGUUAUAUACUCCAA
Molecule: messenger RNA, 1019 nt
Organism: Odocoileus virginianus texanus
Lineage: Eukaryota; Metazoa; Chordata; Mammalia; Artiodactyla; Cervidae
Product: chloride intracellular channel protein 6
Molecular function (GO): D2 dopamine receptor binding; D3 dopamine receptor binding; D4 dopamine receptor binding
Source: RefSeq, a predicted model, not a curated record